Helianthus annuus (common sunflower) is the source of this 1405-nucleotide messenger RNA. Its product is annotated as purine permease 1. Gene Ontology annotation, cellular component: membrane. Gene Ontology annotation, molecular function: purine nucleoside transmembrane transporter activity. The coding region runs from base 117 to 1244 and encodes 375 amino acids. NCBI's taxonomy places the organism in Eukaryota, Viridiplantae, Streptophyta, Magnoliopsida, Asterales, Asteraceae. The record is from RefSeq and is a predicted model, not a curated record. The transcript has 2 exons.
UCUUUCUCUCCAUCUCAUUGGGAAAAUAUACUCUACAAAGAUAUACACAAUAUUCAUAUUUUACCCAAAAAAUUAUAAUUAUAAUUAUAAUUAUAAAUAUUUAUAUUUCAGACAAGAUGAACAACCAUAAACAAAACACCACAACCAACACCACCGCUGGCACCACCGCACCGGCGACGGCGAAAGUCAGCCCGGCGGCGAAAAACACACUCCUAAUCCUCAAUUGUGUCUUAUUAUCCAUCGGAAACUGCGGCGGACCGUUGAUCAUGCGCUUGUACUUCCUCCAUGGUGGCGAGCGCGUUUGGCUAUCAUCAUUCCUAGAAACCGCUGGGUGGCCAGUAAUUAUUCUGGUUCUCGCAGUUCUCUACUUUGAUCGCCGCAGAAAAAACACAAACACCAAAACAACUUUUGUCUACAUGCGCCCGCGAUUAUUUUUCGCGGUCGCAGUCAUUGGGAUCCUCACAGGUCUAGAUGACUACCUUUACGCGUACGGCGUGGCACGCCUCCCGGUGUCCACGUCGUCACUGAUCAUCGCGUCCCAGCUGGGCUUCACCGCGUUCUUUGCCUACGUUCUUGUGAAACAAAAGUUCACGCCGUACUCGGUGAACGCGGUGGUGCUGUUGACGGUUGGGGCGGCGGUGUUAGCGUUGCAUACUAACGGUGACCGGCCGGAGGGGGAGAGUAAGAAGGCGUAUGUGAUGGGGUUUGUUAUGACGGUUGGGGCGUCGUUGUUGUAUGGGUUUGUGUUACCGUUGAUAGAAUUAACGUACAACAAGGCAAAGCAGGAGAUUACGUAUACAUUGGUGUUGGAAAUUCAGAUGGUUAUGUGUUUGUUUGCAACUAUAUUUUGUGCUGUUGGCAUGUUCAUCAACAAUGAUUUUAAGGCGAUUCCCGUGGAGGCAACUGAGUUUGGAUUAGGGGAAACAAAAUAUUACGUAAUACUAUGUGCUAGCGCUUUGAUUUGGCAAUGCUUCUUCUUGGGAGCCAUUGGAGUGAUCUUUUGUGCAUCAUCACUUCUAUCAGGGAUUAUAAUCGCGGUUCUUCUUCCGGUAAUUGAAGUAUUAGCGGUAGUCUUUUACAAAGAAAAUUUUCAAGCCGAGAAAGGAGUCGCGCUUGUUCUAUCUCUAUGGGGAUUUGCUUCUUACUUUUAUGGAGAAUACAAGUUUGCAAAAAAGCUAAAAGAGAAAACACGUUCUUCUCAACAAUCAAUGGAGCUUGGUCAAGCUUAUAUUUCAUCAGUAUAAACUAGGAGUCAUAAGCUUUAAAAUAACUCUGGUGUUUUGUAUUUCAGUUUCACUCAAGACAUUAUAUCAUAUUAAUUGUUAAGUUAAAAAGUAUUAAUAAAAUUACAAGCAAAAUUAGGAAGAAAAUUGUUAUUUUUCUUAAAAAGUAAUAUUACUAUCAA